UGCGCUGUCAUGACGUUUGCUUCUUUUUUCGGCUCUACGCGAUCAGCUGAUCAUGAUGGCCGCCAAAAGCAGGUUUUCAACCCAACCGAAACCGAAACCGAGCGUUAUUAAUCAUAAGUCGAAAACGGAAAGAGAGGGUCCCGAAAACGACCAGGUGGACACACAUGGAGAUGGGGGCGUCAGCCCGUUGGCCAUUGCAUUUUGGCACGUUGCGGAUUUUGAAAUGCAAACACGGCAUUUAAUUCUAUUAAGGCCGCUAUUUAAUUAUCUCUUGCGGGUACGGACCGAAAACGCAGCUUUCAAUGUCAGUGAAGCCGGAAGAGAGUGGUUCCUCUGGCUGGCUCGAAGACCCCUCCCCCAAAAGUGCCCCUUAAGUGCUGGCCAUAAUCCACAGCCGGGAGCAGCGGGCUUAUCGGAGCUUAUCUGCGAGUGCCAAAAGUGAUUCCACACGGAGAAAAUUGC
Molecule: messenger RNA, 462 nt
Organism: Drosophila suzukii
Lineage: Eukaryota; Metazoa; Arthropoda; Insecta; Diptera; Drosophilidae
Source: RefSeq, a predicted model, not a curated record